ACCUUAUAAAUAAUGUUGAGCUAUCAUUGUGUGUUAGGAUUGAGUGAAAUGGGAUUAUAGGCGUCCGUGCCUAACCUGAUACAGUAUUGAUUCAUUUUGCUGGAGCUAGUGCAGACUCGGGCCCGUUUGUGAAAGAGAGCAGGCAGUCCAAGGUCUGCAUCGCUGGGGUCUUCAGGACACACCAUUCCUUGUUGUAAGUGGCGUAUUUUGGCCGUUAGAAUGGAGGGUAGAACAGGAUUCCUGGCUCUGGUUGUACUAGUACUAGUAGUGUUGGCCUCGGCGUGGAUGCCCACUGCAUCCGCACGCUACAAUCGAACCGUCACCUAUACCGGUCAGAAGGUCUUGGCUUGCCGCGUGAACAGCACGGAGGAGGUGCGCCAGCUGCUGCUCGAUCCCGACCUGGAUGUGUGGCGGCGCUCCGCCGAUGGCAGACUGUUGGAGGUCAGGACACUGACUGCGCAGGCGGGCGUAGCGCUGAGCUCAAACAAGGACUGCCAGGAGACGAUCAGUGAUGUGAAUGCCUGGCUAGAACCGCUAGAGGCCAGCCUUCGCGGCCGGCGUCUGGGCAGCAGCGCUAUGCGACAGGAGUUCUUCGAAGACUAUCAUACCUAUGACGAGAUUAUCGGCUUCUAUACCAGUCUGGCUGCAGAGUAUCCGAGUCUUGUCACCAUGGAACCUAGCAUUGGUGAGUCCAUUGAGCUGCGCCCCAUGCCCGCAGUGCGCAUUACCGCGGCGGCAAAUCCCCAGAACGUGCCCCGGUUUCUCAUGACGUGUCAGAUCCAUGCCCGGGAGUGGGUCAGCAGCUCCACGUGCGCUUUCAUGGCCGAUCAGCUCGUGCGCAAUUAUGAGCAGGAUAGUCGAGUGCGCGCGUUGCUCGAGGCGUCCGAGGUGAUCUUCAUCCCGUUCGUUAACCCCGACGGCUACGCGUACACCUGGUCAAACGAUCGGCUGUGGCGCAAGAACAGACGCGUCAACACCAACAGUGCAUGCCGCGGCGUGGACCUAAACCGUAACUUCAACAUCCGCUGGGCUGAGCCCGGCGGCGGCAGCUCCGGGAACCCUUGCUCAGAGACCUACCACGGCACGGCGGCGGAAUCAGAACCUGAACUCUUGCACUUGGCGAACUUUUUCCGCGCUAACCCGAGAAUCGUUGGCGGCAUUGACUAUCACUCAUACUCACAACUGAUCCUGCGCCCCUGGGGAUUCACACUGGAUCCGCCACCGCACGAGCAGCAGCUGAAGGCUGUGGGCGAUCAAAUGCAGGCCGUGAUCCGAUCGGUACACAACCAACGCUAUGUGUCCCAGCCCGGAAUGGACCUCUACCCGACUGUGGGGACAAGCAGCGACUGGUAUUUCUCCGACGAUGCCAGCCAGAGCAAUGGUGGUUAUCGCUGCGCUGGUUACACCAUCGAGCUGCGCGACACCGGACGCUACGGCUUCAUUCUGCCGGCAAGCCAAAUCAUACCAACAGGCCAGGAGAACUACGAAGGCCUGCUCUACUUCAUGGCCGAGUUCUUGGAGAACCCUUUGCCAUUCCCACUCCCCACUCCUAACUCUACUAUUGUUGCCCAUGCAUGACUUCUAUUUGCACGACCUUAAUGAGCAACGGUUUCAUUCAAUAAACUUUUAAAUGGACUCGGAUGGAGAGCCAAGGAUGAAUUUAUACUUGAAGUAGAAAAGAAAAAGUGCCAAGGAACUACAAGCUACGCUAUAAUGUCCAGUUUACACGAAGAAAAGAGGACCAAGGAGCUACAAGUUAUGCUAUAUUAUCCACUAAUACCACCAGUUACUGAACAAUCAGCUCAUGCGAUAACAUUGCACGACACUGACCGACGGUACUGACGUUCUACAGCUAACUGGCUAACAGCUCUAGCACAUCCUUGGCUCUCCACCCGAGUUUAAUAAUAGUAUUAAUUACUAGUGUACAUUGUAGCGUAGCUUGUAGUUCCUUGGUCCUUUUUCUUUUCUAUAACUUUUUAACCGUUGGUCUUAUUUUAAUGGUGACUAAAGACCGGUCGCCACCAGUAUUGUACUUGUGCUGAGUAUUGUAUUUUAUUAUUUUGCUUGGGCAUUCCCAACAGACCCUAAGGUCUUCUUACAGGGUGCCCAAACUAGUACUACUGAGCGCUCGUACUAUACCCCA
Sycon ciliatum is the source of this 2143-nucleotide messenger RNA. RefSeq names its product carboxypeptidase B-like. Gene Ontology annotation, biological process: proteolysis. The coding region runs from base 220 to 1578 and encodes 452 amino acids. NCBI's taxonomy places the organism in Eukaryota, Metazoa, Porifera, Calcarea, Leucosolenida, Sycettidae. The transcript is spliced from 2 exons. The record is from RefSeq and is a predicted model, not a curated record. Gene Ontology annotation, molecular function: zinc ion binding; metallocarboxypeptidase activity.